UGAACAUGGGGCCUCACAGAUGGACAGAAAGCAGGGCCGCCGUUACCCCUGACCUCAAUUUCCCUCCACCUUCCCAGAGAAAGAGACAGCAGCAUGGACCAGGUGAGCCAGAAUGAUUGACAGCUGCGGCUCGUCCUGAACACAGAAUGCCUGUGGUGCCAGUGGGCGGGGCUUCCUCCACCUCCCACCAUGUGGUACCGGUUGCCCUGACCUGCUCCUGGCUGCUCCUGGUCUUCCACGCCGCCUUCGGCCAGAAACCUGCCAGGCUGCCCCUGAUCAGCCGGAAGCCCUUCAUUGCAGCCUGGAAUGCUCCGCUGGAUAUGUGCUCCAUCAAGUACAAUGUCACUACCAACCUGGAUCGCGUCUUCCACAUCCACGGGAGUCCACGUGCCGACUGGACAGGCCAGAACGUCACCAUCUUCUACGCCAACCGGCUGGGAUACUACCCGCACUACACCCCGCAGGGAGGCGCCAUGCACGGCGGCCUGCCCCAGAACUGCAGCCUGGACUCGCACCUGCACAAAGCCUUCCAGGACAUCAACCACUUCAUCCCGGCCGAGGAUUUCCGGGGCCUUGCUGUCAUUGACUGGGAAUUCUGGCGGCCUCAGUGGAGCCGCAACUGGCACAAAAAGGACAUUUACCGGCGGAAAUCCAGGGAGCUGACAAGCAAGGCAUACAUUAACGUCACGUCAGCCCAGGUGGAGGAGCUGGCGCGGAGGCGCUUCGAGAAAAGCGCCAGGGCAUUCAUGCAGAGGACGAUUCAGCUAGGGACGCGUCUUCGCCCCAACGCCCUCUGGGGAUUCUACCUCUAUCCCGACUGCCAUAACUACAAUCUGCACGAGCAAAACUACACAGGCUUCUGCCCCCUGCUGGAAAGGAUGAGGAAUGACGAGCUGCUGUGGCUCUGGAACAGCAGCACGGCGCUCUUCCCCUCGGUGGCCAUCAGGAAGAGUCACACCAACAGUAUCAGCAACCUGCACUUCUCCCAGCACAGGAUCCGAGAGGCGCUCCGAGUCGCCUCCCUCACCUCCAGGGAGUACCAGCUCCCCACGUACGUGUAUCUGAGGCUGGGCUACCGAGACGAGGCCAUGGCCUUUCUCACCAAUAAAGACUUGAUCCACACCAUUGGGGAGAGCGCCGCUCUGGGAGCUGCUGGGUUCGUCAUCUGGGGGGAUCUGAACCUGACCUCAUCCAGGUUUAACUGCACCAAGGUCAAGUCCUUCCUGACCCGCCGCUUGGGACAGUACAUCACCAACGUGACGCGGGCGGCCGAGGUCUGCAGCGACGUCCUGUGCCAGGGGAACGGCCGCUGCGUCCGCAGGAACCCCCGGGCAAGGCACUACCUGCACCUGAGCUCCGACAGUUACCACAUCCGGCCCACCGGGGAGGGGGGGUUCGCCGUCAGCGGCUGGCACUCGCAGCACGAGCUGCAGCUGCUGAGGAGGCGCUUCCACUGCCACUGCUACGAGGGCCACGAGGGGGACGGCUGCCGCAGCAUCAACAUCCUGAGGGAGGACGGGGGGCCGUGGGGGGGCGACCUGGAGGACGAGCAGGAGAGGAGGCGGGUGGAGUGGGAGGACGAGCAAGGUGACUGGUGGGAGGGGGGACAGAACGCCGGGACCACCUGCAUCCUCCGGCUGAAACUUCUCCUCUUCAACUUAGUGUUACUGAAGGUGGUUUGA
This is a messenger RNA of Salarias fasciatus (jewelled blenny), 1682 nucleotides long. It is a transcript of the gene hyal4, whose product is annotated as hyaluronidase 4. NCBI's taxonomy places the organism in Eukaryota, Metazoa, Chordata, Actinopteri, Blenniiformes, Blenniidae. The record is from RefSeq and is a predicted model, not a curated record. Bases 147 to 1682 code for a protein of 511 amino acids. Gene Ontology annotation, cellular component: cytoplasmic vesicle. Gene Ontology annotation, biological process: hyaluronan catabolic process; carbohydrate metabolic process. The transcript is spliced from 4 exons. Gene Ontology annotation, molecular function: hyalurononglucosaminidase activity.